This is a messenger RNA of Trichoderma virens Gv29-8, 819 nucleotides long. RefSeq lists its product as uncharacterized. Bases 1 to 819 code for a protein of 272 amino acids. NCBI's taxonomy places the organism in Eukaryota, Fungi, Ascomycota, Sordariomycetes, Hypocreales, Hypocreaceae. Gene Ontology annotation, molecular function: S-adenosylmethionine-dependent methyltransferase activity. The transcript has 4 exons. The record is from RefSeq and is a predicted model, not a curated record.
AUGCAGACUCCAAACGCAGAUGGUCCAAGCCGCCUCGUGGCGCACUUCAGCAAUAGGAAUCGAGAGAGCCAGGCCGAUGGGUGGACAUUACUAUGGGAAUCCGACCAAAGCGACCUCUGGGACCGUGGCAAACCCUCGCCGGCUCUCAUCGACUUCGUCGAGUCUCAGCACCAGGUUCUGCCAAGGCCAGCCCAUGGGCGGCCGCUGAGAGCCCUUGUUCCAGGCUGCGGUAGAGGUUACGAUGUCGUUAUGUUGGCCCUCCAUGGCUAUGAGGCCUAUGGACUCGAGGUUUCUGCAAAGGCAGUCGAUCAGGCUGAGGCGUACGCCGCCUCCGAGCUGGCUGAGCCAUCAGAUUACAACUUCCACGAUGCCAAAGCGCUAUCUAGUGCUUCUCUGGGAAGCGUUACGUUUGUCCGUGGCGAUUUCUUCCAGCGCAACUGGGAGGCCGAGUGCGCCGGUGACGGGGUCGUCGGGUUUGACUUGAUUUAUGAUUACACGUUUCUCUGCGCGCUGCUACCGGAAAUGAGACAACACUGGGGCCGGCGGAUGAGAGAGCUCCUCAACCCGUCUGGCAUGCUCGUUUGUCUGGAGUUCCCAUUGUAUAAAGCACUGGAUGCACCUGGCCCGCCCUGGGGACUCCAAGGUGUAUACUGGGAUAUUCUCGCAGAAAACGGCAGUGGUAUUAUCAGUGGGGCGAUAAACGCAACACAGAAGCACGAGAACAAAGGAUACUUCAUCAGAACUGCCUACAUCAAGCCCCCUCGAUCGUACGAGCAAGGUCGAGGAACCGAUAUGUUGAGUAUUUGGGCAUUGAAAUGA